Molecule: messenger RNA, 1017 nt
Organism: Protopolystoma xenopodis
Lineage: Eukaryota; Metazoa; Platyhelminthes; Monogenea; Polystomatidea; Polystomatidae
Source: the annotation of a GenBank genome assembly
AUGCUGGCCCCGGGUUUAGUUGUACUUAAUUCAGCCGCCAAAAAAUCAAAUGGCCAUUCAUUUCAAACUUUUGAAACUUGUGAAACUGACAAGAUAGCAGAAUGUUUGACUUUUCCUAGUGUGGGUGGAGAUAACACAAUAGCCUUGAUCGAGGAUAGAAUACAGCCUAUGGGGCUAAAUGGAUUACCUAUUGCAGACUCUCUUACGUUGGGCGGCCAGGUUGAUUCUUCUCCAUCUGCCACUUCUGGCAAUGGUAUGAUUAUAAAUGCAUCUACCUCACCAUCAAGAUUAGAACCCCCAGCGCCCUACAUACUUUCGCAUCACGCUUCUUUCGAAAAAGAGGGUCUAGGGUUAUCUAAGUCAAGAAACAGAAACAGGAAAUGGCGACCGGGCAGAAUGGUGAGGCGUGCUCGAAAAAGGCGGCAACAGGAGCAGACUUUCGCUAGCUCAGCCGAAGUUGGGUCUACUAAAUCAGAUCCUUCUGUUUCAUACUUGGAUGCCUGCCAGGAAGGCAAUAAUCUUGUUCACGACAGCUCCCCAUCAGCCGAACUUUUCUGCAAAAAUGACGCAUCAGAUGCUCAUUUAGAUCUUGGCGAAACGCAUCAGUUCCAAGAAUCUAAAUUAGCAGCUGUUCAAGAGGCUAGCCGCUUCUGCCAGUCUGCCUUAAGAUUUAAAAGCAAGGAUUUAGAACCCGCAUCUGCUAUGAGCCCAGCCCCUGUAAACAUAGGCUCUGCAGGCAUGCUUGGGCAGAAUAACUUCAGACGACCUCUUUUCCUGGAUUCGCUCUUCCAGACCGGCCUAUUAUCCGAUGCUAGGAGAUCAAGGCGUAGAAAUCGAGCUGAUGAAGACGAGAAUCAGUCAGAAACAUGCAAGCUACAGUUAGGGGCUAUGGAAAAACAUGAUCAAGAAGAUUUCAACAAUCGGCCAUUGGAGUUGAAUGAUACGCUAUGCACCUGGGACUCAUAUGAGAGGUCAAGUGUCCAGGAACUGGGUAUUAAGGUUCGAUAUGUUUUUUAA